Molecule: messenger RNA, 1827 nt
Organism: Paraglomus occultum
Lineage: Eukaryota; Fungi; Glomeromycota; Glomeromycetes; Paraglomerales; Paraglomeraceae
Source: the annotation of a GenBank genome assembly
AUGACUAAAGACGAGUUCAUGUAUAAACAUGGUAAAGACUAUGCAACCUACGAGGAAGCAAACAAUAAAUACCAGGAAUACUGCAGAACACUUGGUAAGCAAGACUUGAAGAGGAAAGGGGAAGACAUUCCUGUUCUGAUGAAGCGCCGCCACUUUGCAGUCGCCAAUGCAGUAAAUCCAGCAGCCAACUUUUAUAUUAAGCCUACUCGUUCACUUAAUGGUCUGGGAACGGCUCUUUUCAAUGGGAACUUCUGCCUACUGUAUGGGCACCGUCAGAGUGGAAAAACGACCAUUGCUUUUGAAGUUGAGGAAUGGCUCUGUAAGCAACCCAAUUUACCCGGAAACGUCAAAAUUUUCCAAGUGUCUCUUGACGGUAUUGAUCUUGAGAAUGGAGCUAAUGGCUUCUGGAUAUCCAUGAUCCAACGGUUUAAUUCUGUGGAUCCUGAGCGGUUUCCCGAUGCUAAUACAUCAACGUCAAGCGGCUUUCAAAAGUUAUUUAACAAAAAGUUAUAUCCUGACCCUUCUAUUCUGAUUAUCGAUGAAGCUUCAAAUUUAUUCCAAAUCAAUCGUUUGAACGACACCGAUUACAUCAACAUCAUCAACGAGUUUAUCGGAGCGCUGCGGAAUAUCAAGCAAAAUCGUUCAACAUAUUCAGUGUAUGCCAUCGCACUCGUGGGCACAGAAACUGUCAGGGAUAUUCUGAUCGCUCGCCCACUACCCAACAAAAAAUCGAUCAUUUCGCCAUUCACAGCCGAGGCAAGUUUCGAACCAGAUCGUUUCACCCGACCGGAGAUCGAGAACCUACUCACUCAGUACUCGGCAGAAACAAAAAUCAUACUCGAUACUGCAGGCAUAGCUGACUCUAUUCAUCAGCUGACCUUAGGGCAUAAGGGCCUUACCGGCUGCAUCGGCCACUAUAUUGAGCAUGUAGUUUCGCGCAAUAGAUGUCGAGUGUCGCUCGAAGAUUGGGACCGGCAUGCCAUCAAUAUGGCUUCAUUUAUAGCAAGGCAAGCAACAUACGCUUCCAUCUCCUCAUGUCUUAAGGAGCUUAAUCCGAACCAGCAGGCAAUUAUGGGAACAAUUCUUCAGCGAAGGACUCACAUGGUUCGCUUGGACAAUGAUGUAAAGUUCCUCCUUGCAGAAGGAUUGGUAGUAAUAGAAGACCGUCUAGCAGCUAUCAAUGAAGUGAGAAUUGAGUGCAGCGCGCCCAUUAUUCGUUCUAUUAUGCUUGGAAUGAUACAAGCACCUGAGGUUAACCUAUCCAUACCUGUACCAGAUAGGAAUCAUCUUGAUCCCCAAUGGCUGUUGGAACGUACGGUCGAACUACUGAGUUUUCAACAUAUUGAUACCAGAGAGACCCAAACUGCCAAGCACUGGCCGUCCGAAUACGCAUUUCAGGCCGAAUUCAGCAGCAUCUUUAAGAAAGUGCUUUCCCGUGCUUAUCCAGAAUUACUCUAUCGUGUUCUUCCUGAGGUAAAGGAGCGUGAUGAAAACGGUCAGCAGCGCCAGCGCCUUGAUCUUUUUCUUCGUAAUGGCGACCAACCCGCUUAUGGUUUUGAACUUGUUGUUGCCGCAAGCCGAGCUGAGUUCGACGAACAUUGUGAGCAUUCCAAUUAUUACAGUAGACUCCAUGACUGCGAUAUGUAUAUGGUCAAUCUCCGCGAUAAUACCCACUUGACCGGCUACUUUGGGAAGGUAUACGACCGUGUGACGCCUGUACAUGUAGUUUACAAUACUGGGGCUGGAUCAGCAAAAUUGCUAUAUCGUAAUAACGCUGAAACGACUAUAGAUAUCAAAGGCAGCGAAUGGCGGGCAGUAUUUGCUUAG